UCGCGCAGUUGCCUCCGCAGGCUGUCGUUCUCUCGCCGGGCCCGGACCGUCUCUUCCCGGUACCGGACCGUCUCUUCCCGGUACUCGCUGACCGUGUCCUCGACCACGUCCAGGAUGUCCCUGACCAGCGCCGUCAGCCGCUCCGUCAGGCGUCAUGACAGAAUUGAUUGACAUCUGACGGCUUCCUGGUGGACAUGAACUUCACUCUGCUGCUCCCACCUUAAAGCAGAACACACAGGAAGAGGAAGAGGAAGACGGGGGCGACCCUCACAGGGCUGAAGAGCAACGUUGUCAGCGAGACCCUCCCCCCCACCCCCCCUCCAGCGGCAUGGCGGACGUUGAGCGCGGCGCCGUGACGAGCCAACCGGGCACGGAAGAACAACAAGCCCCACCCCCAGCAGCAGACAGUAACGGCGCCGGUACGGCAACAACGGCCGCCUUCGGAACCCCCGCCGGCCAGGCGGAGGUCAAAGGCGCUCACGCCAACGGUCAGGAGGGUCUGGGCAGCCAAUCAGCUCUGAUGGCGGGCGGCUCGCCGCGGUCGUCGCUCAGCCAGCAGCCCGGCGCCAUCACGGAGGGUCUGGAAGACGGAUCCAAACCGCCAGACUACCUGAUCCUCGCCAUCUUGUCCUGCUUCUGUCUGCUGUGGCCGAUCAACAUCCCCGCCCUCGUCUUCUCCGUCAUGUCCCGCAACAGCCUUCAGCAGGGGAACGUGGACGGCGCUCGCCGCUUGGGCCGCAACGCCAUGGUGCUGUCGGUGAUCGCCAUCUUGGGGGGAACCGCCAUCAUCAUCGCCGCCAUCGCGCUCAACUGGGGACGGAUUUUGAAGUCGGGAUAGGACACGCCCCCCCGCCGUUCCUGCACGACGAGCAUGCGUGAUGACCUUCUACCUCCGACAAGAUGGCCGACCGACCGCAGUUGUCACGGCAACACGUCUCGUCAGCCAGUCUGCAUGCCAAGUUUUUGCAUGAGUAAAGUAGCAAACUAAUGUUUACAUCCAAUCACUUUGAGACUAUGCCGUAACCGUGGCGACCAGAGGAGUGCAUGUUUACAAUGUUACGACUGUUAGCACUUUGUCAUAAUUAGCCCGCCACGUAAGUGUUGACGUUUGACGACGCUAUGAGGGCGAGGUCAGGAGGCCACGCCCCUUCCCUUAGCCCCGCCUCCAGCAUAUGUAGCAUGCCUGUUUACUAACGACAAUAUGCAAGUCGACGACGCUAAUGUUAGCAUCUCUAAUGCACUACGGCUAACUGAAUGCUAGCUCAAUGCUAACCUGUUUGUUUUGAUGACAUUUAUCUUGAAGAUGAUUGGUUAAUAUUUAGUCACAUGUCACCUCGUCACCAUGACAACGUUUGCACUUAACCACACCGUCCUUCUUUGAUUUAGACAUUUUUGAAAUGUGAUCUUUGUAUUUGUAUUCUCUUUUGUAUUCUUCACGAGCCUGCUUGCGUCACCCUGCUUAUUAUGGGAUGUCAGCAUGUACUAUAUGACAUGUACUGUAUGACAUGUACUUUAUGACAUGUACUGUAUGACAUGUACUGUAUGACAUGUACUUUAUGACAUGUACUGUAUGACAUGUACUGUAUGACAUGUACUUUAU
This is a messenger RNA of Entelurus aequoreus (snake pipefish), 1600 nucleotides long. RefSeq names its product proline-rich transmembrane protein 2. Gene Ontology annotation, cellular component: membrane. NCBI's taxonomy places the organism in Eukaryota, Metazoa, Chordata, Actinopteri, Syngnathiformes, Syngnathidae. Bases 329 to 838 code for a protein of 169 amino acids. The transcript is spliced from 7 exons. The record is from RefSeq and is a predicted model, not a curated record.